Messenger RNA from Erigeron canadensis, 969 nucleotides. The record is from the annotation of a RefSeq genome assembly. Lineage: Eukaryota; Viridiplantae; Streptophyta; Magnoliopsida; Asterales; Asteraceae.
AUGAUAUUUUCAACUUUAGAGCAUAUAUUAACUCAUAUUUCCUUUUCUAUUGUUUCAAUUGUGAUUACAAUUCAUUUGAUAACCUUAUUGGGCAAUGAAAUCAUAAAACCAUAUGAUUCGUCAGAAAAGGGGAUGCUAGCUACUUUUUUAUGUCUAACAGGAUUAUUAAUAACUCGUUGGAUUUAUUCGGGCCAUUUCCCACUAAGUGAUUUAUAUGAAUCAUUAAUUUUUCUUUCAUGGAGUUUCUCCCUUAUUCAUAUAGUGCCCUAUUUUAAAAAACGAAAAAAUUAUUUAACCACAAUAACUGCCUCAAGUACUAUUUUUACCCAAGGCUUUGCUACGUCGGGUCUUUUAAAUGAAAUACAUAAACCCACAAUAUUAAUACCCGCUCUACAAUCGGAGUGGUUAAUAAUGCACGUAAGUAUGAUGAUAUUGAGCUAUGCAGCUCUUCUUUGUGGAUCAUUAUUAUCAGUAGCACUUCUUGUCAUUACAUUUAGAAAGAUUUUUUAUAGUUCUAAAAGUAAUAAUUUAUUAAAAUUAAAUCAAUCUUUUUCAUUUGGUGAAAUCCAAUACAAUAAUGAAAGAAACAAUAUUUUAAAAAAAACCUCUUUUUUUUAUGCUAAGAAUUAUUACAAGGCCCAAUUGAUUCAACAAUUAGAUUAUUGGAGUUAUCGUGUGAUUAGCCUAGGAUUUAUCUUUUUAACCAUAGGGAUUCUUUCAGGAGCAGUAUGGGCCAAUGAAGCAUGGGGAUCAUAUUGGAGUUGGGAUCCAAAGGAAACUUGGGCUUUUAUUACGUGGAUCGUAUUCGCAAUUUAUUUGCAUACUCGAACAAAUAAAAAUUUGCAGGGGACAAAUUCCGCAAUUGUGGCGACUCUAGGCUUUCUUAUAAUUUGGAUAUGCUAUUUUGGGGUCAAUCUAUUAGGAAUCGGGCUACAUAGUUAUGGUUCAUUUACGUUAACCUCUAGUUAA